AUGCUGUCGACCAUCCUCGCCGCCAUCAGGUCAUCUCCUGAUCCCGCCGAAGGGGUUCAGCAAAGGCCUCCCCGGUAUGCCGGCGAAGACACCACCCCGACAACCCGCCGUGAAAUUCUUGGGUGGUAUGCUUACGGCAUUGCCGCGGAGGUGUUCGCGGUCUGCGGUGUAGGUUCUUUUCUGCCUCUUACACUUGAGCAACUGGCGCGCGAACAUGGCACACUGCAGACCAGCCAUCUGCCCUGCUGGGGCCCUCAGGCGCCAACAAACGGCACGCAAGCCGACGAACAAUGUAUAGUCGGAGUAAUGGGACUCCACAUCACCACUGCGAGUUUCGCGAUGUAUACAUUCUCGCUGGCGGUGCUAAUCCAGGCAUUAACAUUAAUUUCGUUCAGUGCCCUAGCGGACUACGAAAGUAACCGUAAAACGUUGCUCUUGUCUUUCGGAUUCAUUGGUUCGGCUACCAGCAUGCUCUUCGUGCUUAUCGCACCGUCGGUCUUUAUUCUCGGCUCCGUCUUGGUCGUCAUCGGCGUUACCUGCCUCGGAUCCUCUUUUGUUGUCCUGAAUUCCUUUCUGCCCGUUCUGGUCGCCAAUGAUCCUUCGAUUCAGGAUGUCAAAAAUGGAGGUGAUGAAAUGUCAAACUUCCAGAGCAACAGCCACAAUGGCGUCGGCGACGACGCCGAUUGGAACGCGUGGGACGAGGAGGACAGCCUAGACGGCCUGCAAGGUACAGGUCAACAUGCUCCGCUCGGAGGGGAUGAUCUCAAGGGCAAAAGCUCGGGAUCUAACCCUGAACUUCAGCUUUCUACGAAGAUCUCGUCCAAGGGUGUUGGACUUGGGUAUUGCGCGGCGGUUUUCGUGCAAAUUCUGAGCAUUGCGCUCUUGGUAACACUCUCUAAGACCAAGCUCGCGGAAAUUUCAGGGACAUUUCCGAUGCGCUUCGUUCUCCUUUUGGUUGGAAUAUGGUGGUGUCUAUUCACGAUUGUCACCGGUCGCUGGCUAAGAUCACGACCUGGGCCCCGUCUGGAUACGUCAUCCAGUCCUGGCGCCUCUCGGUGGCGCGUGUGGUUACGUCUCAUGGGUUUUGCAUGGAAGUCACUCUGGAAAACGGUGAAAAUGGCCGUGAAGUUGCGUGAAGCUAUGGUUUUCCUCGUCGCUUGGUUUCUGUUGUCAGACGCCAUGGCUACUGUUUCAGGUACAGCCAUUCUUUUUGCGCGUACUGAACUAAAGAUGAGCACAACCUCGGUUGGUCUGUUGUCCAUCACCGCUACUCUGUCGGGUAUGACUGGUGCGUUCCUUUGGCCCCACGUAUCCCGACGAUUCGGACUGAAGCCAAACCAAACAAUCAUCGUUUGCAUUGUACUUUUCGAGACCAUUCCGCUGUAUGGGAUGCUGGCCUACAUCCCGUUUGUCAAAAAUUGGGGAGUGAUUGGCCUGCAAAAAUCAUGGGAAAUCUUCCCGCUUGCAAUUGUCCAUGGGGUGGUGUCUGGAGGCCUCGCUUCCUACUGUCGCUCUUUCUUUGGUCUAUUAAUUCCUCCUGGUAGUGAGGCUGCAUUUUAUGCGCUGUAUGCGGCCACGGAUAAGGGCAGCUCAUUCAUCGGGCCUGCGGUGGUAGGAGUGCUUGUCGAUGCGACUGGCCAAGUCCGGUCUGGUUUCUUCUUCAUUGCGAUCUUGAUUGUACUGCCGAUCCCGCUGGUGUGGAUGGUGAAUGCCGACAAGGGGCGUCGCGACGCUCUUGCCAUGGCAGAGUCUUUAGAAAAGUCCCACGGCGGAUCAGCUGAGGAUUCUCAGGAGGCAGAGGGACUUCUGUCUCGCGAGCACUAG
Messenger RNA from Penicillium longicatenatum, 1824 nucleotides. RefSeq lists its product as uncharacterized. NCBI's taxonomy places the organism in Eukaryota, Fungi, Ascomycota, Eurotiomycetes, Eurotiales, Aspergillaceae. The record is from RefSeq and is a predicted model, not a curated record. Gene Ontology annotation, molecular function: transmembrane transporter activity. Gene Ontology annotation, biological process: amino acid transmembrane export from vacuole. Bases 1 to 1824 code for a protein of 607 amino acids. The transcript has 3 exons.